Archocentrus centrarchus (flier cichlid) is the source of this 1072-nucleotide messenger RNA. Its product is annotated as interleukin-1 beta-like. Gene Ontology annotation, biological process: immune response; positive regulation of gene expression; inflammatory response. Gene Ontology annotation, molecular function: cytokine activity. The coding region runs from base 113 to 835 and encodes 240 amino acids. The transcript has 5 exons. The record is from RefSeq and is a predicted model, not a curated record. Lineage: Eukaryota; Metazoa; Chordata; Actinopteri; Cichliformes; Cichlidae.
AAGGCGUGCUGUCGGCAGAGGCAGGCAGAACAACAGUGACAGAGCAGCUGCUAACAAAGCGCACUAACAGCUUCUGAUCUUCAGGCUUCAGCAGAUCUUCAUUCAGAAAAAGAUGGAAUCCCAAAGGAGCGGCUACAUCCUCAACAUGUCCGAGGGACUGGACUUGGAGGUUUCACGUCAUCCACUGACAAUGAAAUGUGUAGCCAACCUCAUCAUUGCCAUGGAGAGGAUAAAGGCCAGCAUUUCAGAGCCGGUGCUGAGCACCGACUUCCAGGAUGAACACCUGCUUUCGAUCAUGCUGGAGAGCAUCGUGGAAGAGCAAACUGUGAUAGAGAGGACAGCUGCACCAGCUCAGUUCAGCAGGACGGGUGAGCUCCAGUGCUCCAUCACUGACAGCCAGAAGAGGGAUUUAAUUCUGGUCCAAAGCAGCAUGGAGCUGCAUGCAGUGAUGCUGCAGGGAGGCAGUGACGACCGCAAAGUGUUCCUGAACAUGGCGACCUACGUGCACCCUACACCCAUCGCUGAGGCCAGGCCCGUCGCUCUGGGCAUCAAAGACACAAACCUCUAUCUGUCCUGCCACGAGGACGGCGACAAGCCAACCCUCCAUCUGGAGGAGGUGACGGACAAGAACAGCCUGCUGAGGGUGAGAGCUGAUAGUGAGAUGGUGCGAUUCCUCUUCUACAAACGGGACAGUGGGCUCAACAUCAGCACUCUCAUGUCUGCCCGCUGCCCCAACUGGUACAUCAGCACAGCACAGGAUGACCAGCAGGUGGUGGAAAUGUGUGAGGAGAGCGCCCACCGCUACAGAAGCUUCAACAUCCAGCGCCAGAGUUAAAAGCCAGCAAAGAUUCUCAGGGUGGAGCGUGGAUCUGUGUGUGGGUCUGCAGUUUGACCUUCUUACUGUAUGUACUGGGUACAGAAAGCAGAAUGAUACUGUAAUAACAUCAUCAAGGUGGCAUCUCAAGGUGGCUCUGAUGAGGGUCUGAUGUAUUUAUGAAAAGAUUUUCUAUUUAUUUAUCAGUGAUUUGAUGUAUUUAUUCAUCUAUUUAUGCACCAUUGAAAGAGUUGUUAU